This is a messenger RNA of Penicillium malachiteum, 1953 nucleotides long. RefSeq names its product protein serine/threonine kinase activating protein nimO. Gene Ontology annotation, cellular component: nucleus; Dbf4-dependent protein kinase complex. Gene Ontology annotation, biological process: positive regulation of nuclear cell cycle DNA replication; regulation of cell cycle phase transition. Bases 1 to 1953 code for a protein of 650 amino acids. The transcript has 2 exons. NCBI's taxonomy places the organism in Eukaryota, Fungi, Ascomycota, Eurotiomycetes, Eurotiales, Aspergillaceae. The record is from RefSeq and is a predicted model, not a curated record. Gene Ontology annotation, molecular function: zinc ion binding; nucleic acid binding; protein serine/threonine kinase activator activity.
AUGGCUGCUGUUCUUAUCCCACCGUCUCCUCAAACCUCCUUGAAUAUGUCCAGUCGCCGUCCACUCGCCAACGUGCCGAAUGCAACCAAUUCUCCCCAUAGAACCGUUACCUUGCCAGCGAAACGAGUCCGGUCUACUCAACUUGAAAUACCUUAUGGCCAGCCUCCCCCGAAGAAGCAGGUGAUGGAAGCGGCAGAACAGGAAUCUCGAUCCCCAACUCGAAGCCGAUCGACGGUUCAACAGAGUAACGAAUCGAAACUUUUUGCACGUCGAUCUAAUAAUGCCAAUCCCAGUGCAUUCGAGAAGAAAUUGGUUGCUGCUCGGGACAAGGAACGUCAGUCUCUAGCGAAGGGGACCAAGGGCGAGAAGCCUUCUGCGGAUACCCUCGACACAAUUCGUCAAUGGCAACGGCAUUAUCGCAAGGCUUUCCCUUCAUUUGUUUUCUACUUCGAUAGUAUUCCGGAAGAUGUUCGACGCAAGUUCUCUCGACAGGUUAUUGCUCUUGGUGCUCGCGAAGAAACUUUUUUUUCCCGAUGUGUUACUCACGUUGUUACCUCUCGCCCGAUUCCAGAAAUUCCCAGCACAAGCCACACUGAAUUGGACCAGUCGACUGUCGAGGGUCCCAACAGGGAUGGCAAUGUGCAAACCGUAAACCCUUCCCUUCUUGAACGAAACACCGACUCGCAACGCCAUGUAUCAUUAAAAAACGAUGCCCGUCGUGAUCAAGGAACCAUGGAUGUGCUGCAGAGAGCCCGGCAAAUGGGGAUGAAAAUUUGGGCACUCGAAAAACUGCAAAGGAUGAUCAUAACCAUUAAUGAUAACGGUUAUCUUGGGGGCCAAAACGAUGCUGCAUCUCGAAGCAAGGCUACUGGUGGAAGUACGGCUAGCGGCCGUGGCGAAAACGAUCUGUCGCGUGUUCUUCGUCAGGAGUUAUUGAAUGGUCCUUCAGAUCGCGACCCAUUCUCGUCCAUGGAAAUGAUUAUUUUCAAGGGACCGUUUAUCUACAUCCAUGAUAUGAAUGAGAAGACGAAGCCUGUCAUGGUUCGAGAAUACUCUCGCGUCGCUAAUCGACAAGAGGGAACUUGGCCGCAAUUCCGAAGUGCACCUUUGGGAAAAUGUCCCUUCAUUGACGAACCUCCUAGCCGAAAGGAACACGACCGACAGCGACAGAAGCAAGCUCAGAAGGAGAAGGAAGAGAAAGCUGCAAAUGAAUCCCGCCCUAAGAUCUCCCAGACUGCCGUCAGUCAGAAGGUCGAUACCAAAGUUCAGACCGAGCUUGUCAAAGUACAGCGUGAGCAGGAUGAGAAGUCUACAUCGAAGACAGAUCUUUCCACCAAGCCGCUGCUUGAUGAGGCCCAUGAGCGAAAGAGCUCGGAAAGUUUCAUUCCUACUCACUUUCCCCGCACGGGGCCUUUCUACACUGGCCGUGAGCCUGCUGCAUCAGGUGUGCAGCCAUCAAACGUCACCUCAGCCAUCCGUUCUCAAAUGAUCUCGUCGACUGCUGCGGCCCCUGGUGCAAAGGCUGGUCUGAGCAAAGAGGUUCAUGGCCUCAAACGCAAAGUCCUUGAGAAGGGUACGGGUGCCAUUUCGAAUGGAUCAAUGGCUGCUCCUCAGAAUCCUUCAAUCGGCAAAAUGGCUUUGUACCGCGGAACUCACACGGAUACUCGUCGUGUUAUGGAGGUUCGUCGGGCUGAUAAGGAAAACUCCAAUCCAUCAGAAGUAGCUGGAACAAAGCGUCGCCGCGACAGUCAGGAAUUGGAACAGAAGAAACCGCGCCGAGACCCUAAACCAGGUUACUGCGAGAACUGCAGGGAUAAGUUCGAUGACUUUGAGGAGCACACGACGACACGAAUGCAUCGCCGAUUCGCCCAAAACAUGUCAAAUUGGGCGGAGCUUGACUCCCUCCUCUUUGAGCUUCAACGUCCUCUCAAGGAAGACUACGACUUGGACUAG